ACAAGCUACAAGCUUUUUCUUUCUCGUUUUUUUUGUCGUUUCUCUUGUGCCUGUUACUAGAAUUCAACUUGAACAUGGAAUCCAAAAAACGACCAUUUCAACAUGACACUGGAUUAAACGCUAAUAUUUCUUGUGCUUCAUGUAAUAUUGAUGAUGGAGAUAUUUUAAUAUUAUCAACAUGUGGCUGUUUAUUCUGUCCAACAUGCAUUCGUGAUUUACAUGAAUCAUGUACAAAAUGUGACAAUCCUGUUAUAAGUGACUCGUUUCUUAAACUUGAAAAAGGAAAAUUCUGUAAAUACUAUGAACGUGGAUGUCAAUCAGGAGCAAAGUUCAUUUGCAGGUGCAUCAAAGAUGGAUUUCUUUGUGGAUCAUGUUUGAUUGACGUUCAUGUUAGAAUGAUCGAGCAACCAUGUAUUCCUGUUCCAAUCAAUUUAUCGUUACAAAAGUCAGUUAAUUGUGAUGACUGUAAGAUCCUUGUGGCUGAAUUUAUCGUGAAAGAUAUCAAGAAAAAUGUUUGCAUGGAUUGUAAAAGCAAUUACAUGGAACUUGAAACAUUGGUACAUGAACACGGGAAUAUAAGCAAGAACAUGGAUAAAGAUUUCGCUUUAACCAAGAGAAUCAUGAAUUGUAAAAGUCAAAAAAUUUCAACGAUUUUGUACCAAAGACAAAAUAUUCUUCAAGCUGAAGAGCAAAAGGUCAAAGAGUCAAUUGAGCUUAUCAAGAAUAACUUUACGCUUUAUUGUUCGCAAUUCGAAAAGGAGUCUGAAAGCUUAAAAAAGCAACAUGAACACGUUAAGAAGAUUGAAGGACUAAUAGGAGCUGGUGGAAUGAUAACAAAAAUAGUUGAAGCUGCUCAAAAAAGUCUUGUAAAUAUUCAGGGAGGAGAGACACGUUUACGCGAUUUUUUGUCAUCGAUGAGAAAUAUAAAUGUUCUUUCAUUCCCGAUAACUCGAGCAAAAUUCUCGAUCACUCAACAUGAAAAUAUUUACAUGGACUUACAGUCAACAUAUGAACAUGAACAUGAACAUGACCAUGAACGUGAACCGGGUCAAUCAAUUAAUACUAGUGCUAGUUCAAGUUCUGGAAUUCCUGAAUAUCAACAACCAUCAACCUCGUAUGCUUUCACUCCAAGAAAAGAUGUUCCAUUAACACCAACACCAUUGAAUACAGCUCGUAAUUUACGUUUUGAUGAAGAAGACUCUUUAAUCAUUGUACCUGAACUUGAACCUGUGUCACAGCAAAAACAAGAACCUGCUCUUGUACAAUUAACAAGAGUUCUGAGUCCAUUUUAUAUUUGCUGUGAGAUUCCAGAACUAGUUGAAACACGAUUCAUGAUUCUCAAAAAAAUCAAGGAACAUGAAUUAAGCUGGAAACCCUGUGAUUACGCGUAUGGUGACUUCGUUAUCGUGAAAGAUUCAGUUUCCGCCACAAAUCCAUUAAAAAGAGGAAGAGUCAAGUUCAUCGAUCGUGUUAAAGAAACUGUACGGGUUUUUCUUCUUGAUUUUGGAUUCGAUAUCAUGGUUGAAGUUAGAAAAAUUGGGAUGAUUCAUGACCAUGAACUUGAUAUUCCACCAGUAACAUGUAUGCUUGUCCAGCUGAGCGAUAUUAAACCAGUUUCGAAUUUCGUGUUUACAUCGAAUGUUAAGAGAUGUGCAAUAACAUUUCUCACGAAUCUUUUCAAGAAACAUGGAGCCAGGGUUCGUGUCACACGUCGAUAUGCUUACGAGGAUACAUUUUUUUGCCGAAUUAAGCAAAAAAUGGAAGGAGGUGAAGCAGAUUGGAGUCAACUAUUGAUACAAAAUAAGAUGGCCAUAUCUUGUAAAGAAAACGAUGGAUGCUUCAUUCCAGCAAAGAAUUAUUGUUUCAGGUUUCAUGGAAUGAACGAUUGUUCUUCUUUUAUUAAUUGUCAUCGUGUACACGAGUGUCCAUUUUGUAGUGAUAAACAUUCAUUGCAAAGUUGUAGAAAUUAUUUUUCAGUCAUGAAUAACUGA
Messenger RNA from Panonychus citri (citrus red mite), 1991 nucleotides. RefSeq lists its product as uncharacterized. NCBI's taxonomy places the organism in Eukaryota, Metazoa, Arthropoda, Arachnida, Trombidiformes, Tetranychidae. The transcript is spliced from 3 exons. The coding region runs from base 75 to 1991 and encodes 638 amino acids. The record is from RefSeq and is a predicted model, not a curated record.